Molecule: messenger RNA, 5908 nt
Organism: Trichoplusia ni (cabbage looper)
Lineage: Eukaryota; Metazoa; Arthropoda; Insecta; Lepidoptera; Noctuidae
Product: glutamate receptor ionotropic, NMDA 3A-like
Exons: 13
Coding region: 88-4362 (1424 amino acids)
Biological process (GO): ionotropic glutamate receptor signaling pathway; synaptic transmission, glutamatergic; modulation of chemical synaptic transmission
Cellular component (GO): plasma membrane; postsynaptic membrane
Molecular function (GO): transmitter-gated monoatomic ion channel activity involved in regulation of postsynaptic membrane potential; NMDA glutamate receptor activity
Source: RefSeq, a predicted model, not a curated record
CUUACCAUUCAUGUACCGGGGCUGGGUAACUACGUAAUACCUAAUACCUAAUUUAGCUAAAAAGGAUAUUCUAAUUGCUAUGUAAAUAUGUGCAGGUUCGGUGUUCGAGUGCUGGAGCGCACUUGCUCGGCGCUCGACGGGCGGCGGGUGGCGGCGCUGCUGGUGUGCGGCGGGGGCAGCGCGGCCGCGGCCGUGGUGGCGGCGGCAGCCCGCGCCGGCGUGCCUGUACUGCGUGCCUCGCCCACACACGUGCACCUUUCUUAUGCUAUAGCCAAUGAACUGCUUCCACUUGAAAUACGACUCGAAAUCACAGCUCGGGAAACUUUACAUGCACUCAGAGCAACACUUCUGCACACUCACUGGCACUCGUUCACCUUACUGGCAGAAGAGGAUAUUUACACAACACUAUCCCUAAGGAAAGACCUGUCUUCAAUAAUUACUGCACCACCGCUUAAUCCAAAAUGGCUAUCGCUUCCCAAAAAGUUUUCUCGACACGUACUAUUCAGGCGGCUAGCGGAGAUAUCAAGGCUGACCAGAGGCGUUGUUGUCUUAAUAUGUGAUGUCAAUUACGCAAAGCGCGUUAUGGAUGAAGCCAGGCGCCUUAACAUGCUAGAAGGCAAUUUCUUUUGGCUGUGGCUCGAUGCUUCCAAAGACGUUGAUAUCUUCCACAACAUAAGUAACAGAACAUUUUAUGCCGAAGAUAAUGAUCAAGAUUAUGAAAACUUAAGAGACAAUGACGAUGCACCUGUAUACGAACGCUUUGACCGCAGCAAACGAGAUGAUGCUGACAAUAAAACAAAUGAAGCACAAAAAACAUCCGAUUCUUGGACGAAAUCGGAUGAAAAUGUAGAAAAUAGUAUUAGGAAAGAAUUUAAUUCAAUGAAUAAAUUGAAUUCUAGAAAUCAUCGUGGUAGUCGAAAUUUAAAUGUUUCGAAAAGCCACGGUGUAAACAACAAAUUAUUAGAUAAAAAUUUUAGUCAAUCGUAUGUUAGUAAUCGCAAUAUUAGUUCGGAAAAUGUAAAAAUAAAUGAUGUAAAUAACAAAGGCGUUGAAACUUCUAAAAUCGAAAACAAUUCAAUUGCGAAGGGAAUGUCCUUUCAUAAUAGAAAUAAUAGUAGGCGUAAUAGUUAUAGGAAAUGGAGAAAUGAAUCUUUUAAUAAAUAUGUAAAUAGCAUACAUGUAGAUGAUGCGAAUGUAGAUAACAAUUUUAUGGGACAAGAUGAUACUAACAAUAAUGAUGAUACUAGAGAUAUUAAAAGUAGUAUAGAUUUAUCAAGUGAUAUUAGUGAUUUCUUAAUGGAUCCCAAGGUGCAUGCGUUUUCAAUGCAUAAUUUUAAAGAAAAUCCUGUUAAGAGGAGUGACAGACAUUUGAAGAUGGAAGAACUAUUAGAUAAGGGAAAACACAAAGCUAAAGAUAAUAUGACUGUGAUCUUUAAAAGCCUUCCUGUAGGACUAUUGGCUCUACAUCCACAACCCGUGAAAAUAGAUCGCGCUUUUAUUCGCGCUGCCGUCCGAAUGACGGUUGGUGCAUUAAGACGUGUGCUACGCGCUUGCGAUGCUUGGUCAGCGCAGGCGCAGUUUUUGAGUGACGCUACCGCGUCCUGCUGGGACGAACCCAGUGAUGCUGCCGCUGACUUUUCUACAGAAUUUGUAAGAGAGACACGAAUAUCUUCAGCUGCAGCGCUUGCAGGUGGCACUGAACGACCCGAACGAUCGUUAACAGCUUCAUUCGCACUUUUGAACUUAGUACCAGGACCUGAGGGAGGAAACAUGUGGAGACAAGUAGGACGAGUGCUCGGACGUAGCGUUAGACUUCAUACAAUUGUAUGGCCGGGAGGCAGACUCGUCGCUCACGGUCAAUCGGACGGUGCCCGCACUAUAUUUCGCAUCGUCACAGCCUUAGCUCCGCCUUUUGUCAUGGAAGGUGAGCUCGACGAAGACGGUCAAUGUCUCCGAGGCCUCUUGUGUCAUCGACCGCAAACGUCGGACCGAGAUAAUCUAACCCUCGCCUUCAAUGAACUGGAAAGAGAAAGCGAUCAAGAAACGGAUGAUUUUUUCUUCCCAACCCCAAAACCCGUAUUUCUCAAAAUGGAAACUCAUUGUUGCUAUGGACUUGCGAUGGAUCUUUUAGAAAAUAUAGCCCAAGAACUAGAAUUUGAUUUCCAUCUAUAUAUUGUAGAGGACGGACUGUACGGGUCUAGGAAACUUAUCAAACCUUUUCAUCGAAUAUUUGAAUACAAAACCGUGUCUAGUGACUAUGCACCGAUAAAUUACCAGAGUUAUCGUUCACAAUACCGUAACGGUUACAAAUCGCUGGAAGAGGACGCCCAAGAAAAGCCAUACUUGUUUGAUAUCGGCCCAGAUGAAAGCGUUGAGAAAUGGAACGGUAUUAUUGGAGAUUUAGUAUCUGGAGCCGCUCAUAUGUCUUUUGCAGCUCUCAGUGUGUCCGCAGCGAGGGCAGAGGUCAUAGACUACAGUCAACCUUACUUUUUCAGUGAAGUGUCUAUAUUAGCCGCACCAAAUCAAAGGCCUGAUAUACCGUUACUAGCGUUUUUAUUACCGUUUUCACCAGAGUUAUGGAUUGCUAUAUUUACGUCUCUGAAUGUGACGGCUAUAGCCGUGGCAAUUUACGAAUGGUUAUCACCAUUCGGAUUAAACCCUUGGGGUCGGCAGAGAUCAAAGAACUUUAGCAUUUCCAGUGCCCUGUGGGUUAUGUGGGGACUUUUAUGUGGACAUUUGGUUGCGUUCAAAGCCCCGAAGAGUUGGCCUAAUAAGUUUCUAAUAAAUGUGUGGGGUGGCUUCUCUGUGAUAUUUGUUGCUAGUUACACUGCCAACAUAGCCGCUUUGAUAGCGGGGUUAUUUUUUCACAAUGCUGUUGAUGACUACCAAGGUCGAAGUAAUUGGCUCUCUCUGCGGGUCGGGACAGCAAGGUCGUCGGUGUCUGAAUACUACGUCCAACGGAAUAAUCCACAGCUGGCAGAACAAAUGCGUCGUUACGUCCUUCAAGAUGUUGAAGAAGGUAUUCACAGACUCAGGAAUGGCACUUUGGACCUUUUAAUAGCUGACUCGCCAGUCUUAGAUUAUUACCGGGCUACUGACCAUGGAUGUAAACUGCAGCGUAUUGGUGAUCAUGCACUUGCUGAAGAUGCGUAUGCUAUUGGUAUGGCUAAAGGAUUUCCUCUGAAGGAUAGCAUUUCAGCUGUCAUAGCUAAAUAUUCAUCGAAUGGGUACAUGGAUAUUUUAACAGAGAAGUGGUACGGUGGCUUGCCUUGUUUCAAACUUAGUCCCGACUAUGGAAUACAACCGAAGCCACUCGGUGUAGCAGCAGUAGCUGGAGUUUUCAUUUUACUAGGAGUUGGUAUGAUUCUGGGUUGCGUGAUACUGACCCUUGAGCACCUGUUUUAUAAGUACACCUUGCCGUCACUCCGCAAAAGGCCAAAGGGAACUAUAUGGAGGAGCAGAAAUGUUAUGUUUUUCAGUCAGAAAUUAUACAGGUUUAUUAACUGCGUGGAACUGGUAUCACCUCAUCAUGCGGCACGAGAACUUGUCAAUACUAUACGACAGGGACAUUUCACUUCACUCUUUCAGAAAAGUGUCAAGAGGAAGGAACACGAACAGCGUAGACGUCGUAAAAGUAAAGCGCAGUUAUACGAAAUGAUUCAAGCAAUAAGAAGGGUACAACAACGUGAUCAUUCUUUGGGGUCAAUAAAAGAGCAAGAACCAGUUGAAACUGAAACGGAAGCAUCAGAAGAAUUAACCGAGAGUAAAUUCCUCUCGCCUUCGACUGAUGUAUCGAGCCGCUCACCGCGACAGAGUCGGUCCCCUCGUCAGCUACGGGUUUCCCCGAGAGGCCGGAGGAAAAGAUGUAGCCUCGCGGGACUUAACGUGCGGCGAUUUAGCACUGACUCAGUCCUAAAUACAGACUCGGUCUCUAAUAUCUAUGAACGCACAUGCCAUAAUAUAGGCAGAAGACUGAGCCGAGAUGUAAGCUGUUUGACCAAUUCUCCUCCUGAUAUCAAUACCCGACUUCGAACACCAUCACCUAUGAUAAGACGUGCAGAAGGUUCUUCAACUCGCUCUUAUCAAGACGUUUCAGAUAGAUCCGAUAACUACUUGAGUACAGACUGCCCAACUUCAAGAGCCAGUAUCGAGAUUAUGGUUUCUCAAGAUGACCAAGAUAUUCCACCGGCGCCACCGUACCCUAGAGUACCCCCGAUGGGAGCGAGGUCGGAACUGUCACUACUGUCGGAAGAGGAACUCGUAAGAUUAUGGCGAAGUUCGGAACGGGAAGUAAGGGAAUCCCUGUUGGCAGCGCUUCAAGAAAGGAGGGCCAAUUUAGAUCCGAAACAGGAUCCGGGAUGAAAGAACGACUACAACAUUUGUUGGGAAAGGAAUAGGUCUGUGCAGAAUCACUUUUCAUCUCUCAUUGCCGCUCGGCGAGGGAGCGAUAAGGAGUAUCGACCAGAAUACGCACGUAGUGGUUGAGUUAGUGCCUUUUUUACAUUGUUUGAUGCGGACACGUCUCACAGGCGUUAGUUAGUCAAUCGGUGUUCAUUUCAGUGUCUUGAUAUUAUUGUUACAUUCGAAAGGCUGCCUUACUUUAUAUUUAAUUGCUUCUUCAUUAUUGAAUCUGCGUCAAACAAUUUAAAUAACGGUACUCGGUAAGCUAAGUUAAGUUCGGAGAUGUUGACGUCCAAUAAAUUGAUAAAAGCUUUUAUGAGUAAAUCUAGAAUUGAUAUUUAUGAUCGUAAAUGUUAUCUAUAUGUAAAAAUAUUAAAUAGCUAUGACCAGAUGUUUUAAAGUGCUUUAACCUAUAAUCUAGAUCGUGAUAGAUAUUUCCAUUCUAUGAACAUUAUUACUUAGUGAACAUUUAGAAUUAUUCAUUAAAGUGUUUUGAACAUCAACUUGUUUUAAAAUUCUGCGAAUUGAUUAGUUAUUCAGUCAGAUAGGUUUGAAGUUACAAAGCUGUCUACUUUUGAGAUUCAUGUUAUGGCAUGAAGAUUGCAAAGUGUUCCUACAAAUUUUACCGUACCUAUGAAUAAAACAAUAAAUGAAGGAAUACAGAACAAAUUAGCCUUAAUAGAUAUUAAAUCAUCUACAUAUGCAAAUGUGGUAUUAAUUUUAUAUAUUCAGCUAUAAAAGAAUGAAGCAAAUAAGGGCGCCCUAGGGUAAUAAAAGCAAAUUAAUUCGGAAUUAUAACGUCGACAAACCAGAUAUGUUUGAUUAAAUAAUAGUACUGUCUGAUAGUAGAAUGCGUAAAUAAAUAUAAGUACCAAGCUCCAAGUGAAAAUGAGUACAUAUUAAUUUAAUUACUGACAACCCACUUCAUUUUUAAGUGCCUAUUUGCCCACCGAUCGAUAAAUUAAACUUUCUCCUAGAUAUUAAUUUUGACCUAGGCAUUUUUAGAUAGAUUAAACUUCCCAUUUUAAAUGUAAAGGUCCAAGUUAGAAAACACCUUGGGCAAGGACGCGUCAUGAACGUGUCAAAAUGGACCCUUGCGGUUUUCAUAUAUCCCGUCUAAUAACGAUCUAAUUUGUUAACGUACCCUUUUAUGUAGUUAAUUGAAACAAUACCUAACUAUUUAAAUUAAUUAAUUAGGGAACUACAUUUUAAUGUUAGAAUAAAACGAUAAUUAUGAAUGAAAAACUGCCAAGUUUCGAAUUAGGUAAUGAUAAAUUAGAAUUCACUUCUUCCUAGAGUUGCACCCUAGUAGCGUUUAGUUUAGAUUUUUUCUCUCUCUAUUUAUCCAAACAUAUUUUAUACUUGUAAAAUAUGAACCCUGUCGUAACCUAUCUGUUUAAUAAAUAUGUAUUUUCUACUUCUAAGAGAAACAAAUUACAGUAUACUGAUAAAGCAAUAUUUUCCGAUUGGAUUUUAAAAUUAAAAAUAGAUUUAUUUAUUUUAAUCU